This is a messenger RNA of Seminavis robusta, 1191 nucleotides long. The record is from the annotation of a GenBank genome assembly. Lineage: Eukaryota; Bacillariophyta; Bacillariophyceae; Naviculales; Naviculaceae.
AUGAUGCUUCCUAGAUUGUUGCUUCGUCAGCGUCAGUCAACUCUGCUCCGAAGGGCCAAAGUGGCCAAUGCUCGUACUCUGACGACGGUGGAGGACGCCUCGAAACCAAUUCGGUGGGGUAUUGUUGGAGCUGGAUCUAUUUCGAAGGAUUUUGCCAAGGCUGUCAACUUUACCCAAGGAGCAGAGAUUUCCGCCGUGGCCGCUCGAUCGGCAUCCAAGGCUGCGGAAUUUGCGAAAAAUCAUGACAUUCCACAAUCCUAUGGAAGCUACGAUGACCUCAUUCAGGAUCCCAAUGUCGAUGUGGUCUACAUUGGAACCAUUGCCGAUACCCACGCUCCGUUGGCCAAAAUGUCUCUGUUACACCACAAGCCCACCGUGGUGGAAAAGCCAUUGACGACCUCGUUCCAGGAAACCAAAGAAUUGAUUGAUCUGGCCAAGCGCAAUCAAGUCUUCUUUCUGGAAGGCAUGUGGUCCAGAUUCUUUCCCGCCAUGAAGAAGGUACGACAACUCAUUGCCGAUGGCGCUAUUGGACAACCCGUAAUGGUCUCGGGGGACUUUGGUUGGUCCACACAAGGAUGUGACGAACAUCAUCGGAUCUGGUUCCCUGCAUCGGGAGGCAUGAUUUACGAUGUGGCCAUGUACAUGGCACAGCUGGGUCUGGCGGCGUAUGAAGGGGAUUCCUUUUACAAAGUAUCCGCCAUGGGUAUCACCCAACAACCAACAACAAUGCAACAUCAUCCUGUCGAUCAUACGGCACUGGUCAGUUGUCAAAUGGAGCACAACCGCAACGGAUUCCUUCAAUUUCAUGUCACGGGGCAAGCCAGCACGGAAGAACGGGCCGUCUUUCAAGGAACCAAAGGCAGAAUCGUCCUAGAAAAUCAUCACGUGCCAUCCAAAAUUCAAUUGUACAACAACGAUGGUGCCCAAAUCUUGGAAUUCCCACUCCCCGAUGAUUCCUUUGCAUCAUGGGACCAUGCUUCCUCGAUUGGCUUUACUUAUCAAAUCGAGGGAGUCGGCAAGGCAUUGCGAGAGGGGGCUUUGGAAUGUCCCGAGUUUACGUGGCGAGAAAGCCUGGAAAUUGCCAGAAUGUUGGAGGAUAUUCGUGGUCAAGUCAUUGGGACGGCGGAAGACGAAGGCGAGUCCAGUGAGCCCGAAUCGGAGACGGCCUCCGUUGCACGGUACGGUAGGUAG